AGGGAAAGGAUCCUGCAGACGGUUGCCUCCUCCUGCCCGGCAGAACAAGAUGAAACUCGCGCUCCUGUUUGUCCUCCUGGCUCUGGCUUCCGCAUUUCCCCCCAAGGUCGCCAAGCCAGAGGGUCCGGACGAGCCAGCGCCAUCGGAGCCGCCCACCCAGUCUCGCUUCGCCAUGCUGGAUGACGUGCGGCUUCUGGCUAACGGGCUGCUGCAGCUGGGGCACAGUCUGCGCGACUUUGUGCACAAGACCAAGGGCCAGAUCAAGGACAUCUUCCAGAAGCUCACCACCUUCGACAGGUCCUUCAGCCAGCUGUCCGAGGUCACCAGCGAGAUCCGGGAGAAGGAGGAGGAACUGAAGAAGACCACCACCUUUCUGCAGGCCAACAACCAGGAGAUCAAGAGCCUGUCUCUGGAGAUCAGCUCCAAGAUGAACAGCAUCCUGCAGGAGCGCACCCAGCUGCAGAGCAAGGUGGGCAGUCUGGAGGAGAAGCUUAGUGGCCUCUCCCAGAGUCUCCCCAAUGCCCAGCAACUGGGAGACAUUGCCCAGCUUAAGGAAGUGAUUUCAGCCCAGGAGAAGAGUAUCACUGCUUUGCUGAAGGAAGUGAAGGGGCAGCACGAACAGCUCAACUUCCAAAGGAACAAGAUCAAAGUCCUGGAAGAGCGGCUCAACUCAGAAGCUUUCCAAGAGACGGAGGAUAAAGUAUCAAAUUCUACUCCUGAGGUUUCCAGCCUUGAAUAUCUAGCAAUGAACUCCACUAACAGCAGCGUAGAUAUGAACGAUCUUCCUGAGGACUGCAGUCAUGCUUUCACCAGGGGAGAGAGGAACAGUGGCGUGUACCCCAUCAAGCCCAAUCAGUCAGAACCUUUCUAUGUGUACUGCCAGAUGACUGCAGAUGGAGGGUUCACCGUUAUCCAGAACAGACAGGAUGGAUCCGUGGAUUUUGACCAAACAUGGGAGGAGUAUGAAAAUGGAUUUGGCAACCUUGAGAAAGAGUUCUGGCUUGGUCUGAAGAAGAUCUACGCUAUUGCCAGCCAGGGAAGCUCUGUUCUGCAGAUAGAGCUGGAGGACUGGAAGCAGGGAAGGCAUUCCUUUGAGUACAAUUUCACCCUGGAGGGACCUGCUUCCCACUAUAUGCUUAGCCUGACGCAGGUGUCCGGAGACCUGCCCGACGCCAUGACCAACCUCACCGCCAGCUUUUCCACCAAAGACCGCAAUAACAAGGAGGACUCCAGCUGCGCCCACAAUUUCACAGGUGGCUGGUGGUUCAAUGCUUGUGAAGGCACUAAUCUGAAUGGGAGGUAUGGCCACGCCCGGCCCAGGGGGCGAACUGAGCGGAGAAGGGGGAUUUACUGGAGACCCGGCGGAGGGAACACCUACUCCCUGAAAUCUUCCAAGAUCUUGAUUUGUUCUCUGACCAAUGAUGGCAGCUUCUUCUAACUGCCUCACUCAUAAUAUUACCCUGAUCAACGACACACUAACCUCUACACAAAGGGAAAUAGGCUUAGAAAAAAGAUAUUGCUUAUUUUAAAUUACUGAACAAUACUGCCUGUGCUGCAUGCAUGUUUGUGUUAUGCUUGUUCGCUGAUAUGCCGUUGUUAAGGGCUUGUCAUUUUUUAUAGUAUUUGUACAAUGUAUACUGAUUUAUUUUGUUUUCAUGGUGCAUUGUUAACCUGAGGUUGUAAAUGUUUUUAUAUAUUUACAUGUUGUGGAAAAGGGAAACUUGAUGGGGACUGCAAACAAACAUUGAAUGUUCUCUCUUUGGUUGCUAGAAUUUAGGGUUCUUUGUAUGGGCAUUAACAGAGUUCUAAUGUGGGCAAUAGCAUAUAGAGAUCUCUGUAUGGUCAUUAGCAUAUAGCAUGGGUUUUCAACGGUGAGUCUGUAGGAGGUCUUCAAACAACUCUCUCAAACCCACCCCCCUCUCUGAUCAGUAUUAAACCCGUUGUUUUAAAUUAAACUCUUUUAACCUUAUGUUGGGGGUCCCCCGGAUCCCCUGGCUGUGGGUCCCUGGAUCAAAACCAAUUGAAAACCCCUGGUAUAUACAGUUCUUCCUAUUGUCAUUAGCGUGUGGAGGUCUCGAUACCAUCAUUAGCACAUUUCCUGCUUUACUGAGUCAUAUUGACUCUCUGUACCACGAUCUGCAUACACAUUUGUACUGUACGUAUGUUUUUUCCAAAACUGCUAAAUUCAUGUUUACAGAUCACCUGUUUAUGAAAUAAAUCACCUGUUUAUGAAACCCA
Messenger RNA from Conger conger (European conger), 2238 nucleotides. RefSeq names its product angiopoietin-related protein 3-like. Gene Ontology annotation, biological process: phospholipid homeostasis; phospholipid catabolic process; triglyceride homeostasis. NCBI's taxonomy places the organism in Eukaryota, Metazoa, Chordata, Actinopteri, Anguilliformes, Congridae. The transcript is spliced from 7 exons. The coding region runs from base 50 to 1438 and encodes 462 amino acids. The record is from RefSeq and is a predicted model, not a curated record.